Symbiodinium natans is the source of this 6831-nucleotide messenger RNA. The record is from the annotation of a GenBank genome assembly. NCBI's taxonomy places the organism in Eukaryota, Dinophyceae, Suessiales, Symbiodiniaceae.
AUGGGCAAGUGUUUUCGAGGCGAGAAAGUGAAAGUGGGCAUGCAUCCUCUUCGCUCAUCCACUUCGACCACAAAAUGGGCAACGCUGGUUCCCUUGACCUUCGCCGCAUCCAUUCGACGGAAAUGGGUUCCCAACAAAGGGCUGGUGCUGUUUCCGGCAGCAGGCGGACGGUGUCGUAAGAGGGACAGGGGACAGCGCAGUGACAACGGCUCCGUGAAGAACCCUCCGUGGAAGCAGGCCAAGGGCGAGACGGAUUUGGGAUACUAUCGCAGGCGAGAGCACUUGCAGGGAAACAAGACAAAGAAUCGAGGCUGUCGCAAGAAGAAGAAAGACAGCGAGAUCGAGAAGGCCGACACUAGCAUCGAGACGCCGGAUCAUGUGAAAAGUGAGGGGCUGACAGAGUUUCUUGACUGCUCCUACUUCUUUCUUCCCAUUUUUCGUCGGCUGGCCUCCGCGGAUGUGCUAGAGGUCGAGCAGAAGAGCGGUGCAAAUGAGAACGGUGGCUCACUCAGGCUGUCCCUGUCGCUUGAAAUAUCACGCCCAGGCGAUAUUUUCGUGGGCAAGCUCGUUCGGAAGAUUCGAGAGCGGCAAGCCUCGGAAAAAUUUCGCUGCAAGACGUGGCCGGAAUGGACGCAGCAGCAAGGCAUCGUCGUUACGCGAAAAUCCAGAACGGCGACGAAGUGCAGCUCGGCAACGACGGAUCGUGUUCGCGAGCCUCAGAAGCCUCGAGGCACCGUGGCAACCGAUCCUGAGACAAGGACGGCCAAGCACUUCAAGGACUGUUGCUUGGUCGACUCCCUCAGAGCUAUGGGCCAUAAGGUGUCUUAUCGUGGAGACGGACCAUGGAAAAUUUCGGACGGCAUGCAGUGGCUGCAGCCUAUGAGGAAGACCAUUCGGCCAUGCACCUUUCACGACGCGCUCGUCGCCCAGGGCGAUUUCCUGUUGGCGUACAGCAAUCACUUCGUGGCAGCCCGGCGCAGAGACGGUGAGAAUCUCAAGGUGAACUGCGGGCGCACGCAUAUGUGGAAAGAUUUGCGAGUCAAGUCGCAUUCUGGAACGCACGCUCUUCAUCAGGAUCUCGACGGAAACAUGCUUCUGGAUCCGAGAAUGCUUGAUGCAUGUUUUCGAGUGAUGCAUCGAGAUGAUGUUUGCGAAGAACAGAGUCUACCUGCAGAAAAUGAUUACUCGGGCGGAAAGAUGGUGGAGGCCUGCGCGCAGCAGAUCUUGGAGACCUGGGAGAGCUUGCAGCUCGAGCAAAUGGAGCCCGUGGUUGUUCCUACUGCAGAGAACUUGGUCACGCUGAACAGGCGCGAUGGUUACGCAGACUCGGACGAAGAGUCCGGUUUUUGGCACUCCUGGGAGGAACUAUUCGGUUCGCAGGCGCCCUAUUCUGAAGGCGGCUUUGACGACGAUGAGGAGAAUAUCUUGCAUUCGCCCGUACCUGUUGUCGUCCACAAUUUCGAUCAGAUUGUGAAUGAUGACGACACGUUCAUUGUCUGCGGCGUGCUUGAAGAUCAAUGGAACGCAAACAGCUUUGCAGGCAGCAGCCUCGAUUAUGCUGGAGGCUCGUCUGUCUUGGGCGAGGACGGUAGCAUCCUUACGAGCAACUUGAUGCCGCAGGACGUGUUGCUCAUUCUUCCUCAGACUUACUUUUCCUUUGAAUUUCUGAGUACGUGGGCUGCAUGUUCGCGGAGCUUUCGAGAUCAUGUCCGGCAACAGCUCAACUGGAAAGGGUUAGACAUUCCUAUCGAUGUUCCGGAGUUCACGAACGACGAGGCACGGCUGAGACGCAUGCGACGACUAUGGAAACUAGCACGAAGCGUCAUCAUGACACAGGCCCAGCUUGCUUUUCUGAAUCUGCCUCUUCAGAAAGUUCUUAUUCGGUGGGAAGUGGAAAGGAUUCCCUUUUCCGGUGAGCGCUCUCGUGGCUACAUGUCCAGUCAAACCCUGCUUGGCGCAGCCAGGUUUCUUGCGGAAAUUCCUGAAGAGAUUCGAACGGUCAUGAUCGGGGUCAAGAGUCCUUUUGGAACGAGAAAGAUUUUCUUGCACAUCAGAGAGGCUUACACUGAGCGCAUGUGCUUUUGCUUUUCUAUGUCAGGCAGAAUGGACAACCUUCCCACUGAAAAGUUUCCCGACAACGUCCUGUUUUCUGAGUUGCGCAAUGAAGUUACACUGAUCUGGAAUUCUCGAAUGUUUGCCGUGCAGAUCAACCAGCACAUGUUUGGGCCGGUGCAAGUGCGAGAGGACUUGCCGAGCGGGCCAUCGUCGCAAGCGAUUCCUUUCAUCUGGGCGAGCAAUCCUAAGCGAAGUCCAAACUCGCCGAGGAUUCAAAUGCUGCCGUUGCUCACACCUGUUCUUCCAGACGCACGAUGCCUCUGCAUCCUAUGUGGUCUAGAGAGUGGCUUGAAUGAACAGCAAUGGCGAGUUUGCGUGGACUGCAACACGUGGGUUUGCAGAGAACACGCCCGAGCACUUCCGAACAUGCAGUGCCCAGGGUGUCCCUUAGUUCUGGCCGAUUAUCUGGGCGGCGCUCUCCCGCCGCCUCAAAUGCCUUGGGAAGUGGUCAUGUCCUUGCCUCAGUACUUUUUCUCCUACUCCUACAUGAAGAACCUUGCCGCCGCCUCGAAAGCGUGCAAGGCUGCGAUUGUCUCGGGCGAGGCGUGGCGCAAUAAGGUCGUCGAAGUGACGUGGCCCGAGUUCACCCAAACCAUUUUGCUUCGUCGAGUGGAGCCUCUCUGGCGCCACGCCAGAAUUGUGGUCUUCGACAUCGCGCAGCUGGCCCAGGUCCUGGAAAUGCCUGAGACAGCUCACGUGCACUUCAAUGUGACAUCUUAUCAAGGCUUUCUGCGCGGCGGCAGAGUAGUGCAAGGCUUCGAGUCCAACCAGCCUCUCAUGGGCUGCGCCAAUUUCGAACUCCAUUUGCCUCCACGAGCCAACGGCAUCUACUUCGGCGUGCAAGACCUGGACGGCAGGAAGAGAUCUUACUGUCGUGUGGACAAUCUCUUCACAGCAGACAUCGCUUGGUCUUUCGGCGUCACAGGAAGCCGCGUCCAGCGACAUCCUCGUGCCGACCAACAUCAUUUCUUGCCGGGCUAUGCCAACCGCGUCUGCAUGAAAUGGAGCCAGAGGUCGUUCGCCGUCAACUUGAACGACGAAGUGGUGAUUCGGGCAAGGCUUCGCGACGAUGUCGGCGACUCUGCCAUGGCGGCGCACAAUUUCUUCGAGAAGUUGGUAUGCAGCGACUACAUUCGGUAUGUUGACGCAGGCGGCUUUGUUGAAAACGGCGCCUUUCUGGAAGCGACGACCAAGUUCGAGCUCGUGAUUUCGAGCAUAUACAGGCGCCAUGCCGGUUUGUUCCAGCGUCUUCCUGAAGCCAUCAAGCUCCUUCCGCAUCCGAUGAUGCGUGCGGCUAUGACGAAGAGACUAUGGGAGGAAACGCUGGGGAGGACACGAACAAUUCUGGAUUUCUUGGAAGAGACCAAUCUGAACAUGAACGUUGUCUUUUAUCGCUACCUGCACGCGCAAGCGUCAAAACUACCACAGUGUCAGCUCCAGGUGUUAGGACGAUUACCUCAUCCGGUGGACUUUCCCGAUGAGAAGGACUGGUUCCGUUUGGCCUUCGAGUUUUCCUUGAGCCUGCACUUGCUCUUGGUGACUGGCACCAUUGACGGGGCGACUUCCACGUCUUCCGGCGAAGCGAAAGAAGAAAACGUUCAAUGCGAAUGUGCGUCCGAGCACAGAGCAAGUCACUCAGAGUGGUUUCUUUUGAGCUUGCGUCGCGCAGAAGCUCUUUCUCGGCAGCACGAGAGACGAAGCAGCCAAGAGCACGGCCUUCUACCUCUUGAUGGUUUUUCUUUGUGGAACAAAUGCUACAGCCCGUACUGUUGUCCGUCGUACGGAACGCAUACGUCCUCUAUCCGCUUGCCGAUGUUUUCAUUCACGCACGAGCUGCCUCCCGUGUUGGAAGCCGCCCCGCUUGACUGGCAAAGCUUCAAGUGUCCGGAGAUUUCAUGCGGCCUCUUGUCUCGGGUACAUCGGCAUCUCAGGGAUCAGCGGAUAAGCUUCACUGCAGGCAAUCACACGUACCAUGUCGACGGAAAAAAAGUUUCGAUCUCGGUCACGGGUCUCGUGCAUUUCUUUGCGGAAGAGUUCGAUGCUGAUGCUGCUAUCGCGUGCAUGAAACGAAGUCAGAACUGGCCCAGAGAGGCAUACGCCAAAGUCGUGGACGGAAAGCUGCAGCCCUUGCCGGACGCGGAGAUUAAAGAACUCUGGCGCAAGAAUUCAGUGGAGGCUUCUGCACGAGGAACUUGGAUGCAAAUCGAAGUUUUCUUGAACGGAGGCUGCUCUGAGAAUCCUGGAGUGGAGAUUGAUCUCUUUGCGAAGUUUCUUCAGCAGUUUCCCACGCGGCUCCUGGCCUUUCGUACAGAGUGGUGCAUUUAUGCAGAGAAUGAAGAUCUGGCUGGAUAUCUGGGUCCCUUCAUCGACGAGGUUCCGGACAUGGCACCUGAGGUGCACGCUAUGUUACAGAGUCGAGCACGAAGCACGGCGCCGCCUGCAUGGCAGGAUCUCAGCGGCGGAGCUGAGGCCGACAGCCAGACAUCUUUUGGGCGCCAGAUCGAGGACGAGUUGGAGAUGCAAGUUGAUGACGAUAAUGCCCGCCGUUCAUUGGAAGAAGCCUUCGCUGCUGGGCUAGUCUUUGAUGCUGCGCGCAGUGUCAGCCAAGGAAAUCUUGUGCCUUCUGAAGAAGACAUUUUUAGAGACGCCAAGAAACGACGUUGUAUGCCUGGAGCGGAAACUACAAUGGCGCGUUUGCAGGAGAUUUUUCAGAACAGCGAUGAGAGCUGUGCAGAAUCUUUCCUGAGCAUGCCGCCUGCGGUGCAGAGGAUUCAUGAUCGCACGAUCGUCCAACAGAAGAAGACAUACCUUGCCCUGGUGUCGCAACGGCAUCCGACCUGGCCGGAAACAGUUCAACAUCUUGCAGCAGCGGCGCUUACAUGUUACCGCACUCGUUUGAGCGACAUGUUUGUUCGCGAUUACGUGGCAUUGCUUUGGGUGAUGGAAGGAGAUCGAUUUCUUCGGGCGCACAACGGCACCUGCUACCUUUAUCACGAGCACGGAGCAUUCCAGGCCUUCGUGGGCAUGCCUCCAGAAUCGACGUUCUCCAGGGUGAAGCCUUUUCUGUUGCAGUUGGAAGGAAUGUUCAGGUUGAUGAGUUCCCGAGUGGAGCGCUCGGACUAUUGUCUGCUCGAUGAGAUCGCGCGCCUUUUUGACGAGCACAACAGCGCCUGCGAGUUCUUGAACCGUUGCCUCGAUGAAGCCAUCAUGACAGCUGGAACACGUUCUACUUCUAGACGACAGAUGAAUCGGCUGGAGGCACCGGAGAGGGGCGUGGAUGCACCGGCAGAGGCUCCUGCUGGCACACCUUCGUGGCCGUUGUUUACAGCGGACAUGAUUAGCCGUGUAGCUGCCCCUCUGCAGCGAGACUUGCUCGAGGACCCGGUGUUCCGGCAGGCCAAAGACAGGCUGGAAAAGUUUCUGAGGGGACCAACGGAGAAGAAAGUCAGGGCUGCGUGCGGUCUGGAGGAUCGCAAGCAGGAAGGCGGCUCGAGUUCAGCCACGGCACUUGCUCAUCUCGUCCGGUCGGCCACAACUGUUCAAGACGCAAACGAAGAUGCGUCUGCUGAAUGUUUGCAUGAGAGAGUGCGAAACGCAAUGAUUUCUUACGGUCUGAACACGCGUGGCACUCCGGCAACGAAGUUGAAAUUCAGCAAGGCCUGGUGGACUCGGUACUCGUCCUCGAAGAUCGGCAACAGGACAUUGACGUUGGAUGUCUUGCAGGACAAAAAAAUGGUCAUUUUUGCUGGCGGUGCUGGAGACAAGGGAAACGUGAGCCAGUCCUUCGUGAGUGAACGCACCGGCUUGUUCAUGAAUCCGACGUUUGCAGCAGCAAGCACACCUUUCUCGGCCGGCCAGAAGAAGCUCAUGCAUCUUCAUACACAAGGAGAUCCACAUUGUGUCGCAUUGGAAGUGGUCACCGCAAACGAAUUUAUCAUCACAGAUGAGAAGAAGCAGUACAGGGUCAGCUCCACGGACUUCUUGAAAUGCCUCAAGGCUGCUGUAGACUCGAAGUACAUCGUUCUUUUUGAUAUCUUCGGGAGCGAAGCAGAAGCAAAUGCAGCACAAGCAUCGAACACGGAUGACGCUUUGACCGCCACAGAGAUGGACAGUUUGCGGUGUCUUCAUGCAGCGGGCGAGGCGCAGGAUGAUGACUUCGUGGUGGACAUGGAAGAAGCAACUGACGCGGAAGAGCCGCCGGAGGAGUCAGAAGACGAAGGCAUCGUGCGCGUCGGCGACAGAUUGUUGAGUUCCCUGAAAAAUGAAGUCACGCAACUGAAAGCUGAGUGCAUUCCUAGGAGUGACGGCGAGUAUAGGUGCCCGUUUUGUCCGUGGCGGUCUUGGGCAGCGAACCAAUCGAAGAAGAGAGUUCUUGAUCACGUCGAGAAGUACCACGACCACAUCCACCAGUUCGUGUACUCAUUGCAUGCGGCAUUGGUUGCGCGCUUCCCCCCAGAGACCUGCAGCUUGCUACCGCGGCACGUCAAUCACUGGUGGCCAAUUCUAGAAGAUUUGUUUACCUGCCCCAAACUCAUGUGCGUCAUGCAGGGUUUGAUGCAAGAAGUUAUGCAGCACGAUGAGCUACAAGUCAUCAGCAUCGACUGCACGAUGAGAUGCUGCCUGCCUCUGAUGGGACAAGCUCAUCCUCGGUCUAGCCAGGAGGCAAAGCGAAGCGCAGCUUUCCGCGGCCAGGAAGCUUCUGCAAGAGCAGACUGA